Brassica napus (rape) is the source of this 2381-nucleotide messenger RNA. RefSeq names its product putative BTB/POZ domain-containing protein At3g08660. The transcript is spliced from 5 exons. Gene Ontology annotation, molecular function: protein binding. The record is from RefSeq and is a predicted model, not a curated record. Lineage: Eukaryota; Viridiplantae; Streptophyta; Magnoliopsida; Brassicales; Brassicaceae. The coding region runs from base 422 to 2176 and encodes 584 amino acids.
CAAUACACCAUUGGGAGAAAAAGAGUUUAAACUUAAUUAAGGUAACAAUAUAUAUUUGUUUUUGGGUCAGAACCGGUUUCGGGAACUUUCAAAAUUACAAAAUCUCGUCUUGAUUAGCGUUUAACUUUUUAUUUUGUUUAACAUCCUAUAAAGGAAAGUAUUUACGUUUCAAAAUCAAAGAUGAUCAGAACUAUUUCCCUUUAUGUCUUUUUGUAAAUAAAGGCUUUCCUCCUUCACAUCACUCGAGAAUCUUUAUUCUCUAAUACUUUCUUUACUUACCAAGAAUGCAACAGCGUCUGUGUCUGCACACAAAGCAAAAAUCAUAGAGACGAGAGACUUAUCUCUAAAACCCCCAAGACAGUAUUGUUUUCGUUACAACGAGUCUCCACGCGAUCUGGAGAACAAGACAGCGUGGUUCAAGAUGGCUGGUAUUUCAAACAGACCUCUGUCUCAAUCUUCUUCCUCAACAAGCUCUACUUCAUGUAACAGUCGCUCCUCUGUUCCUCCUCCCACCUUCUCCACCUGUAUAUUCUCUGAUGUUGCCGGAGACAUCACCGUUGUUGUUGAUGGAGAGUCUUUUCUACUCCACAAGUUUCCACUAGUAGCUCGGUGUGGGAAGAUGAGAAAGAUGGUGAGAGAUCUCAAGGACAAUUCAAGUAUCGAGCUAAGAGACUUCCCUGGUGGACCUCUAACUUUCGAACUCGCCAUGAAGUUCUGCUACGGCAUCAACUUAGAGAUCACACCCUCCAACGUGGUCGACCUCCGCUGCGCAGCAGGUUACCUAGAGAUGACCGAAGACUACAAGGAAGACAAUCUCAUCUCUCAAACCGAGAGUUACCUCGACACGACAGCUUUCCGCCACCUCAAGAAAUCAGUUCAAGUGUUAAUCUCAUGCGAGAGGCAAGAACUGUCGGAAAAGUUCAAGAUUCCUGACAGGUGCGUGGAGGCCAUCGCCAUGAACGCUUGUAGGGAGCAGUUAGUAUCGAAUUUAUCAGAGGAGCUCAAGGGAAGAGACUGUCUCGCGUGGUGGAUCGAACAGCUCUCUGCUCUCGGCAUUGAUUACUACACAAAAGUUGUGUCAGUGAUGGCGAGAACAGGUGUCCGGUCCGAGAGCAUUGUUGCUUCUCUGAUGCAUUACUCUCAAGAAUCACUAAAAGGUGUUAUUGUUGACCGCAACUGUCAGGGGCAGAGGGAGAUCGUUGAAGCUAUUGUAACCCUUUUGCCGUGUGACGAGAGAGGAUCGAUCAUCCCUCUCAGCUUCCUCCUUGGGAUGUUAAAGAUUGGAAUCACAUUAGGUAUAGAGAUCUCUUACAGGCUUGAGCUAGAACGUAGAAUCGGACAGCAGUUAGAGAGCGUGUCUCUUGAUGAUCUGCUUAUACCUUCUGUCGGAAGGGAAGAGGCCAUGUAUGAUGUGGACACUGUGCAUAGGAUACUCGCGUGUUUUCUCGAGAGGGUUGAUGAAGAAGAUGAGGAGAGUGGUUGUGAUUCAGACUCCACUGGUCAUUACCAUGGUUCGUUGCUGAAAGUGGGACGGAUCAUGGAUGCGUACUUGGCUGAGAUCGCACCGGAUCCCUACCUGAGUCUACAUAAGUUCACAGCUAUUAUAGAGAGGUUACCUGAUUACGCACGGAUCGUUGAUGAUGGGAUAUACAGAGCCAUUGACGUGUAUCUCAAGGCUCAUCCAUUAAUGACGGAAGAAGAACGCAAGAGUCUAUGCAAGUUCAUAGACUGCAACAAGCUUUCACAGGACGCAAGCAACCACAUGGCGCAAAACGACCGUCUUCCUGUGCAGAUGGUGGUUCGUGUUCUCUAUUCAGAACAGCUGCGUCUGAAGAAAGCUCUGUCGGGAGACUCAGAUGAAGGUGUACUAGAUUUGUCUUCGGGAGUUCUGAACCGAGCGGUUUCUCCAAGAGACAACUACGCGUCUCUGAGGAGAGAGAACAGAGAGUUGAAGCUGGAGAUAGCGAGGAUGAGAGUGAGAGUUAGCGAGUUGGAGAAGGAGCAAACGUUGAUGAAAGAGGGAAUGAUGGAGAGGUCUGGUAAUAGCGGUGGAACGUUCUUGACGUCAUUGUCUAAAGGGAUUGGCAAAAUUGGGAUAUUCGGUGGUGAAAAUCGGCAGAAGGUUAACCGGAAAUCGAGGUCGGUUUCGGAGAGAAAGACAAGUCGAAAGGGGUAAUAGAAAUGAUGAUGGUGGUGAUGAUGACAAUUGACAAGUCGUAAGUAGUGUGAAACGUCAAGGUUGCUAGCUAUAUCUACAGAGAAAGAGACAGAGUCACAUGUAGAGGGUGGUGUACUGGGCCGGAUAGAGUGUGGAGUAGACCCAUAAUAGAACCAAUGAGAUCUGAGUUUCUCUUUCCUCUCUCCAAUGGCGUAGCCUGUAA